GAGAGAAGGAGAAUAGAAAUCCCUCCGCCGCUCCUCCCCGUCGCUGGCCUCCUGCCCCUCGCCCUGCCCUUCUUUCUUCCGCCUCGCGCCCGCCAUUCCAUCCCCUUCUCUCCCUCCUCUCCUCGCCUCGUCUCGCGUCCCCCCCCCCGCUCUUCCCCUCCGCCUCCCCGGUCGCCUCAUCAUGAGUGCCUCGCAGGCUGGCUCGCCCCCUCCGGCGGCAGGCCCGCCGCCGCCGUCCUCCGCGUCGUCGUCCUCGUCGCCGUCAACUUCGGCUCCAGCCUCGGCAUCGGCCUCAUCCGCCGCUCUUGAGCCCGGCCCCAGCCUGGAGCAGCUGGCCUCCUCUCGGCGGUAUCGUAUCACCAGCAAGAAGCUUGGCUCCGGUACCUUCGGUGAUGUUUACCUCGGAGUGGACAGCCUCGACGACCAGACGAAGGUGGCCAUCAAGCGUGUUCGCAUGACCCACUACAAGACUGGACUUGACAUUACCGCCCUGCGGGAGGUUCGCGCCCUGCGCGAAAUGAACCACGUCAAUGUCAUUCAGCUCCUGGAUGCAUACAUCGAAAGCCACAACAUGCACAUGGUCCUGGAAUUCCUGGACCACGACCUGAAGAACCUGAUCGAGGAGCGAUCCAUCAUCUUCUCGGCCGAACACAUCAAGAGCUGGAUGCUGAUGACCCUGCGGGGAGUGCACCACUGCCAUGUGAACGGCAUCCUGCAUCGGGAUUUGAAGCCGGACAACUUGCUCAUCAGCGCCGGGGGCGUGCUUAAGGUGGCGGAUUUCGGUCUGGCCCGACAUGCGCCCGGUGUGCGUGCCCUCCAGCCCGGCGCCGCUCCGGCGCCCAUUUCUCCGAAUGUUGUGACGCGCUUCUACCGGUCGCCGGAACUCUUGCUCGGGGCCCGGGUGUACUCCUUCGCGGUGGACAUUUGGUCGGUCGGGUGCAUCUUCGCCGAGCUUUUCGUCCGGACCCCCUACUUCACAGGCGAGGACAGUGACAUCUCCCAGCUGAUGACCAUCUACAAUGCAAUGGGCACUCCCGAUGAGGCAUCGUGGCCGGGCAUCUCCACCCUGCCGGGCUUCAUUCAGCCGAACAAUCGCAUUCCGCCAUCCCCGCUGGGGAGCGUCCUGUCCGCCGCCUCCAAGGAUGCCAUUAGCCUGAUGGAGGCCCUGCUGGUGAUGAAUCCCCUCCGGCGGAUCUCCGCCGAGGAGGCCCUCCGGCAUCCAUACUUUUCUAAUCUCCCACGCCCCUCGAAGCCGGCCGAUCUGCCCAACCCCAAGCAGGCGGCCAAGGCACAGGCGGGUGGGGCUGGGGGUGGCCCCUCCCGGGGCAUGGCCCCAUUGGAAGAUCCCCCCGGCACCCGGCCAUCGGCCAAGCGCUCCCUGAUGGAGGCCUUCGACCAGCAGCCAGGCUCUGGUGGGCACCUCUUUUCGGCCGGCGUGGGCGGGCGCGAGCCCGACCUCAAGAUCGAGGCGCAUCACAUGCUGGUCAGCGAGCCAGACGAGUCCCUGGCGGAUCCGCGGCCCAGCCAGCAUGUCAACACCCGACUGCGUUUGGAGUAAGCAAUAGACUCCUGUGUGCUUCCGUUGCCCGAAGGGCACCCCACGACAAAGGACA
Molecule: messenger RNA, 1613 nt
Organism: Fonticula alba
Lineage: Eukaryota; Rotosphaerida; Fonticulaceae
Product: CMGC/CDK/CDK7 protein kinase
Exons: 4
Coding region: 182-1558 (458 amino acids)
Biological process (GO): protein phosphorylation; positive regulation of transcription by RNA polymerase II
Cellular component (GO): transcription factor TFIIK complex; cytoplasm; nucleus
Molecular function (GO): cyclin-dependent protein serine/threonine kinase activity; ATP binding; RNA polymerase II CTD heptapeptide repeat kinase activity
Source: RefSeq, a predicted model, not a curated record